AUGAGCAACCCGAACAGGAGCUCGACGCUGGGAGGCGCGAGACAGGGAGGCGGCUUAGACUCGAGUCGCCGCCGGGGAAACAACGCAGUUCGUGGCGGGUCUCAGAACGUUGCUUCUGCUGUUGGUGCACAGCGCAGCGGAAGCACCACUGAGUCCGCUCGAGUUGUUGCUGAUUCUUCGGAAGCGAGCUCGGAACCGGCACCGUUCGUGGGCGCACACCAACCAACAGAAGCGCCCAAGCGAGACUCGGAGGCGGGUACUGCUGACGAGGCACGUCGGGCAGCUUCCGCGAAUGCUGCGACGAUGGCUUCACCCGACGAUUUGGCAAGAGAUAUGGAAAUGGCGCGCAUCAACACGAUAUCACUGAAACGUGUGGAGUCUGAACCGGAGGUGGCGCCGCUAAAGCUCAUGGACCAGCUCAUUUUCAGCACCGAGGACGGUUACCGGCAGGCGGAACUGGAGCUUCUCGCGAGCGGCCGCUCGACCGGCGAAGCAGCUGAAAGUCCAAUAACGCUACCUGACGUGCAGGCGGGUUCUUUUGGGGAGCGCCCCAUGGACAAGGCUCGGGACGCCGUCUCCGAAACACCGACGGAGGCGCAGAGCUACCUGCGCGAAGAGGCUGCUGUUAGCCCGCGCACAUCCAGUUCCGAACGAGAACGGGAGGAAAGCAACUGUGGACCGAAAUGUCCCAAACGCUACAGAAUUGCACUGUUUGCAUGGGAGUCGCUCUACUCGGUUGCGGUAGGCGGUGUUGCGCCGCACGUCACCGAACUCGCAGCAGGCCUAGAGCGUCGCGGCCACGAAGUUCACGUUUUCGUGAGGUCGGGUGCUGGCCAGGCCCCCUAUGAGCGAAUUGACGGUGUAUACGUGCAUCGUUGCAGCUUCGACUUGUCCCCGGACUUUGUGAAAGAGUGUGAGAAUAUGUGCAACUCAUUUAUGCACGCGAUGUACGAAGUGGAGUGUUUCAUGAAUGCUCAUUUCGAUGUUAUUCACUGCCAUGACUGGCUCACGGGGUUCGCUCUGACCAACGCGAAGCACAUCCUUGGACGGCCUGUCUGCAUAUUCACCAUCCAUUCUACGGAGUAUGGGCGUAGCGGCAAUAAUCACUACGGUGGCCAGUCGGCUCGUAUUCGCGAUAUUGAGCAGGCCGCAAUAUCUGCCGCCGAUCGUAUUAUCUGCGUCAGCGGUGUGCUUUGCGAUGAGGUCAAAGCGGUAUACUCUUUUGACUGGAACAAACUGCGCUGUGUCCACAAUGGUAUUAAUGCGCUGCGUUACGACGGGAAUUUGUGGGAUCCCGGAGAAGUCCGCGCGCGCUACGCGGUGGGCCCCCUGGAUCCAAUGGUGCUCUUCGUUGGGCGUAUGGCAGUCCAGAAAGGACCAGACCUGCUGGUUGAAGCCGCUCCCUUCAUCUUGAAGGCCCGUAGCGACACCAAAUUCGUGAUGGUCGGCGACGGCUACAUGAAACCAUCACUCGAGGCUCGCUGUCAUCAACUUGGUGUGGCACACGCUUUCCGCUGGACCGGCACCAUGGGCGGAGCACCGCUGGUUGAGGUCUUCAAAGCUUGCGACGUGGUCUGCGUGCCGAGUCGAAAUGAGCCGUUCGGGAUCGUUGUUCUCGAGGCUUGGGCGAGUGGAAAACCUGUCGUCGUCACAAAGAACGGCGGACCACGGGAGUUUGUCACUCAUGAAGUGGAAGGAUACCAGAUUGACACCAGUCCGGACUCCAUAGCUUGGGGAAUAUGCAAGUGUUUCGAAAACUUCGAUCAUUCGAGGUUCAUGGGCGAGCAGGGUCGCAAGAAAGCACAAAGGGAGUUUAGCUGGGAUCGCAUUGCGGAACUCACGAAUAACGUCUACGAUGAGUUGUUGCUCACACGCCCGUAUUAA
Molecule: messenger RNA, 1884 nt
Organism: Cyanidioschyzon merolae strain 10D
Lineage: Eukaryota; Rhodophyta; Bangiophyceae; Cyanidiales; Cyanidiaceae
Product: probabale Lipopolysaccharide glycosyltransferase
Exons: 1
Coding region: 1-1884 (627 amino acids)
Molecular function (GO): glycosyltransferase activity
Source: RefSeq, a predicted model, not a curated record